CUUCCAUGGAGGUUCUUAGUAAGCUCGUCGGCGUUGAAGAAGAAGACGAAGUAAUGCUACCAGGGUUUCGGUUUCACCCGACCGACGAAGAGCUCAUCGGGUUUUAUCUUCGACGAAAGGUCGAGAAGAAACCGAUCGCGAUCGAAAUCAUCAAACAACUUGAUAUCUACAAAUAUGAUCCGUGGGAUCUUCCAAAAGUAAGCAAUAUGGGAGAGAAAGAAUGGUACUUCUUUUGCACUCGAGGAAGGAAGUAUAGAAACAGUAUAAGACCUAACAGGGUGACCGGGUCAGGAUUUUGGAAAGCAACGGGCAUUGAUAAAUCGAUUUUUUCGACACUCAAACCGAAUCAAGAGUGCAUUGGCCUCAAAAAAUCUUUGGUUUACUAUAGAGGAAGUGCUGGUAAAGGCACCAAAACUGAUUGGAUGAUGCAUGAGUUUAGGCUUCCCUUCAACACAAAUAGCCCUCAACACUAUCAUGCUGUAAGACUUCUUAAUUUCCCUCUUUUUUUCCAUUUAAUUUUCUCGUGACGGAUACGUAGGGUUCUCGAGACUUACAGAUACAUGGUUCUACGUAUUGGUUGUUGAAUAUAUGUUCGUUUACGUUUAGGUCAUUUUUUAGUAAAAUAAAUUUGGUUAUAUGGGUUAACUCUACCGUAGAAGGUACAUAAAUCCCAUUGAAGCGGGUUCUAUUCGUUAAUAUUUCUCCUGUUUUUUGUGUAACUUUCU
Cucurbita moschata (crookneck pumpkin) is the source of this 725-nucleotide messenger RNA. RefSeq names its product transcription factor JUNGBRUNNEN 1-like. The coding region runs from base 6 to 527 and encodes 173 amino acids. The record is from RefSeq and is a predicted model, not a curated record. NCBI's taxonomy places the organism in Eukaryota, Viridiplantae, Streptophyta, Magnoliopsida, Cucurbitales, Cucurbitaceae. Gene Ontology annotation, biological process: regulation of DNA-templated transcription. The transcript has 2 exons. Gene Ontology annotation, molecular function: DNA binding.